This is a messenger RNA of Dermacentor albipictus, 2479 nucleotides long. RefSeq lists its product as uncharacterized. NCBI's taxonomy places the organism in Eukaryota, Metazoa, Arthropoda, Arachnida, Ixodida, Ixodidae. The record is from RefSeq and is a predicted model, not a curated record.
GUCGUCAACGUCUCCCUUCUUACAUGACGGCAGUUACGCUGCCGCUGCUAUGUUACAGUGGCGACGAGCCAGGAAGGCACCCACGCAGUCAAGGUAGAACCCGACGCUAAGUACCCGCAGACAGCCCUACCGCUGACCACGAUGGCCUCCUACAUGCUUCCGAACUUCGACGACGUCGCAGAUAAGUGGUAGUCUUACCUCAUCAAAGUGGAAGCGUAUCUUGAAGCUAAUGCCAUUUCGGAUUCUACUAAGAAGAGGGCACUUCUAGUGGCUGCACUUAGCACGUCGACGAUCCAAAUCCUAAUGGGAAGGAUAGCACCUGCAAAGCCCAAUGCCGUAAGCUUUGACGAAGUAGUCAGGGUGUUAAAUGACCACUAUGACCCAAAGCGGAACGAAAUCGCUGAAAGUUUGCAGUUUUUCAACUGCUGUCAGCACGAGAAUGAAUCCAUUCAUGAUUUUUUCGUUGCAAUUCGGCGCAUAGCAGACAAUUGCAAUUUUGGCGACUCGCUGAGCAGGCUACUUCGAGACAGAAUUGUCUGUGGCGUGCGUUCAAAGGCUGUGCAAAAGCAACUUCCGUCAAAGAAGGAAUUAAUGCUGGAGGAAGCGGAGUCGAUAGCAAUAGCCGCUGAAACUGCCGAAAAAGACGCCAGUACAAUGUCCGUAGACGUACCGCUUGUGCUUAAAGUGGAAGCACACCGCAAGCUACCAUCGAGAUCAAGCACUGAAAGCGCAGGGCGACUGGAGUGCGGAAGGUGUGGCAGUUUUAGACACUACAGCAACAGCUGUCGAUGGGCUAAAGCCCGAUGUUACUCUUGUGGCCAGAGGGGUCACUUGGCAAAAAUGUGUCGCAGCCGCAAUGGUAACGGUGUUCUCAGCAAUCGGAGAAUCCAUCACGCGAAAGCCCUGGCGGUGGAAGACGCCGUUUCAGAAGAGGACAACAGCGAUAGUGCGCACAUCUGGACGUUGGCGUCAGCACGAAAGAAUGCUCUUCAGCCACCAAUUAGGCGAACGUUUAGAUGGGGAGGCGUGGAUUUAUCCAUGGAAGUAGAUACUGGUUCCCCGGUGUGCGUAAUAUCGCGACAGCUUUUUGAUAAACAUCACAAAUGCUGGCCAAGCUUGAAACCUUCACACGUGAAGCUAUCCUGCUACAAUGGAAGAUUGCGGGUGGUGGGCGAGCUUCAACUUUGUGUGAAAUACCGCCAUAUUUCUGUUUACUGUGCCCUUGUAGUGCUAGACUGCCCCGCACCAAGCUUGUGCGGCCGAGACCUGCUAAUGCUCCUGGAACAAGCGGGCGUUCCGGUACUACAAGUGACGGGUGAAGGCGAGGCCACGGCGAAUCAAGUGGACUGUCCCAGGAUCCACGCCAUCUGCGACACAUACCAGGACGUUUUCUCAGAAACCUUGGGGUUGAUCAAGGGACCACCAGCCAGCCUCCUGCUGAAGGGCGACGCUGUUCCCAAAUUCUGCAAGGCGAGACCUAUUCCAUAUGCUCUACGUGACAAGGUAUCGCAAGAACUUGACCGGUCGAGAAUUCGUCCUCGUUAGCGACACCCAGCCACUUCUAGGACUGCUGAGGCCCGACCGCCAGACGCCUGCCAUGGCUGCAGCUCGCAUCCAACACUGGGCCCUCUACCUGGGAGGCUACCGAUACGAGCUCGGAUAUGCUCCGGGAAGGCUGCUACUGAAUGCCGAUGCACUGAGCAGACUGCCGCUGCAGGGCUCCGAUCUCGUCACGAAACCUGACCCUGAAGAGACUCCCCAGAAAACCGGAAAGUCGCCAUCGGAAAUGCUGCUGGGGUACCAGAUACGAUCGCGCCUGGACGCCUGCUUCCCUGCGGCGACUGUGUCUAAUUCUAAAAAGGAAAACGACGAGUGGUUGCCUCCAACGGACUGUAGUGUACAUGUCCGCAACUAUACGGGUCAAAUGGUAAAUGGAUACCAGGACGGGUAACAGCGACAUCGGGAGGACGGAUGGUCACAGUGGAGACUCCUCAAGCAAUCGUGCGGCGUCACAUCGACCAAGUGCGCAACCCUUACUGAAUCCUCUCCAGCUGAACCACCAGGAAACGACCCAGGCUCGAUCAGCAGAGACGGUACUCAGAGCGCACCGCCACUCUGCCAAGAGCCAUCCGCGAGCCCCGACCAUGCGGGAGAAUCUUCACCCCAAGAAGCGUUUCGAGACCUGGACCACCAGGUCCAGGUCUGGACCUGGAUCAGCCCUGGACCACCAGGUUCCAACACUUGUGGCAUCCGGGGCAGACCAAGUACCCAUGCAACCUGUUCGACGUUCCACAAGAUCCCGCAGGCCAGUGCAGCGUUUUUAAGAGGGAAGUAAUGUUGUAAAAUGUGGUAUCGAACCGCCGCGUCAUGUGCGCGCUGUCAAUGCGCCAAGUUCUUUUUUCUAGGUUCACUCCUCCUUUUCCCUUUCCACUUUUGCUUCAUAUAUACGUGCAUUAAACACUUGUGCGUUGUUGUGGGC